UAUGUUGUCGGCGUGCAACCCACGUUAAGUGGUAAAUGCUUACCACUUCUUCCACUUUUUCACGAACCUUUGAUGAUAACUUCUCCAAACGUGUUGUUGAAAAUGCCUUUCAAGGAACCCCAAACUUGUAAAAAUCACUAAGUCUUUUAUACCAUGCUAUUUUCGUCGACGAGUCCUUUUUUGAUAUAACGAGGGUUUAUAUCAACGGUCCUUUCAAGAUUCUGAACAUGUAUAUGUCGACUAUCCUUUUCGUUAUUUUGGACUUAUUUCCCAUUAAUCUAGGUCUUGGGGAUUUAUCUGACAGUCCUCCAAACCAUGUCUUGAUAUGUCGACGGCUGGGUCGACCCUUCGUCGUUGUAGCCAAAAAUCCAAGUGUAACGGGACUUGCGAGCAGAAGCGGAAAAUCGCUUAUCUGAAGAAGCUAAAACGAAAAAAUUCCUUCGAGCAAGAUCAUCGAUCGCGUUCGUCAUCAUCGCUCCGUGUUCGUCAUCAUCGCUUCGCGUUCGCCAUCACCGAUUCGUGUUCGCAGGGUUGCGUUCUGCAUCAUCAUCGCAUUUUCGUUCGAAGCUUCAAUAUCUGGUUGCGACCGAAUUGCGUCGUAAUAUUCAAUGCGCUUCCACGCUUCGACCUAGCUUCGGCAAACCUCACUAUGGAGCAUCGCGUGUAUGCGUCUAGACUUUUAUUCAAACAAUUCGAUAAAGCAAAUGCGGAAACUUACUGGAUUGAAGCUACGCGGAGGUUCUUCGGCGGCAACAGUGAACCGAGGAACUGGCACUCCGACACCGGCGAUCAUCCACACAGGUCUUAUGCACAAGCAACCCCUUGGAGUCUCAUCCCAUACCGUAAUGGGAUUGCAAUCAAUGGCUAAGGUUGGAAGAGUGAAGCGUUCCUUUUGCUACGACAAGCUUGGGUUUCAAAAGGAAAAUGGAAGUUUUGCUGUACUGUCGUGACAAAGAGAAUACACCACUUGUUUGGAUUACCCGAAAACCGUCCUCAAUGAUUGAUUCAACGCCCUCCAUGAAGUUUGUUACAUGAGUUUCCUGCAGGUGUUUCUUUGUUUCGCAGGCCUGUUUUUAGAAGUUAGCCUUUGGAAACCUUCGCAUUGCCGAUUCCUGCGUUGAGCUUUUGCUGUCGUAUCGGUUGGACCGCAGCGCGUUUACGAUGAAUUGCAGGUUGUAGCUGGUGGUAUUCCUGCUGUUGUUGUUUGUUCUUGCAGGUUAUUUCGUUGGGGUGAAUACAGUCGGUGACCAAUGCAUUCCGGCGUGAACAACCCCUAUGAUUCCACCUCCACGGUUGAUUUUGGGUUCGUAACGAUCAUCAAUAUGAAAAAGUGAAUAGAUGUUUUCUCUUUCAUAUAGCUGUAAAAUUCUAGUAAUUGAACUUUGGUAAUUUGAUUGGGAACUGGUUAAGGAUAAGCAUCUAGGUGAAGACAAAAACCAGGCUUCUGUAUCAGAAAAAUGAUGGAAAGGUGGAAGGUAUUUGCUGUCUUGAACAUUUGAAAUGCCAUUCUUGCACUUCUUUGACAAUUUAAAGUAGUGUUUGUUGUGUGACAAGGACAAUGCUGCAUGGUUAAAAUUUGUGUCGAUCUCUCCGUCGUCGUCUUCGUAAACAUGUUUUCCAAACUGGGAUUUUUGAUAACUCAAUAAACCUGAAUCUAAUACAGAAUUGAAGUCCGAUGGUUUAUCGAGUAAUAAGGAUGAGGGGCUAAAGUGGAAGUCCCUUAAUGCAUUAUUUGACAUCUGCUCUUCACCAUGGUCUAAAAUUGAUAACGCAGGGGCCAUAUAUGGUUUUCCAUACUUACAACUGAUAGGUGCAAGUUGAGUCCUACUUCGGAAUUCACAACAUUGAGACUCGGACCUCCCAAAGUGGCGACCUUAGAGUUUGUUAGCAGAUCCACCAACUUCCAUGCCAGUUGUAGGAAACCGUUAGAAAUGCGGCUGAAUUACUAUUGCUAUGCAGGUUAGCCAAGUUGAAUGGAUAGGCUGCAGUUAAUUAUGAUUGAGUUAGCUAGUGUAGAGUUAGAAAAAUGAAAUUUUCAAUGAGUUGCAAAGGAUCAAAACAGUUCUGUUAGUUAUAUGCAGGUAGAUGCAAGUUGGAUUCUACAACUGAGCCCUUUUUGUGUCAUGCGUUUAUGCUUAUGUAGGGAAAAUUGUUAUGCUUUGUCAUGCUUAUGCAGGGAGAACUUCAAGGCCAAAGUUGGUGUGCAAGCUGGCGAUUCGGUGCGAGCAAUGGAGUAAGCUUCAUGUUGUACGCGUUUGGCUUGUUGUGAUUACUGAAUGUUUGGCGGUUCCGCAAAUUGGAGAUUGAAAGAGUCUUCUUGGUGGAGCUAUGGUGUCCCAGAUUAUCCAUGACGUGAUAUAUGCUCAUGCAGAUUGUCCCACUACGUAAAUUUAAUUAGGAUCACUCCACGUCAUGCAACAUUGUUGCAUACGAAUGGGAUACCUUGGGAAGCAUAUCGUUGAUGUUUGUUUGAGGAAAAGUUUUGUAAUCCAUGUAUGCCAUAAUGAUAUCUCUCAUAAAAGAGAACCUCAUGCUUUGUAAUGAACUGUAAUAUGUAGCAGGGCUGGAAUUGAAAUGCAAUAUGGAAAUGUAAAUGACAAUCUUAUUUUGGCUAUAUAAAUUGAAAUUGAAUUGUAAAUGAAA
Molecule: messenger RNA, 2643 nt
Organism: Lathyrus oleraceus (garden pea)
Lineage: Eukaryota; Viridiplantae; Streptophyta; Magnoliopsida; Fabales; Fabaceae
Exons: 5
Coding region: 326-868 (180 amino acids)
Source: RefSeq, a predicted model, not a curated record